AUGUCAGGCCGGGAAUCACAAAGAACAACUUCCCAACCACCUGAGCCGACUGUUGCUGGUCUAUUUGUCUUGCCGGUUGAGGUUCGCUACCGGAUCUUCAAACUGGUGCUCGCUGUGCCGGACUCCCUAUAUCUUUUCCAGGAUCGAGGAAGCCCACUGGAGUCUUUCAUGCCCUACAAACCCCAUGCAUGGCUGGCGUUGCUGUAUACUUGUCGGCGAUUAUCCUACGAGGCCAGAUCGGUCUUAUACGGUGCGAAUCGCUUUACCCUCGAAGAAGUUGAGAUAGCGAAUUACCGAAGCAACAUUCUGAGAUCGUUCAUAAAAGGCAUUGGAUCUGUCAAUGCAGGCUUUUUGUCAAAUUUGCGCAUCUCCUUUCCGGCUACGGAACGAGUCCACGGCCAAGAAGGAGAAAUUCGUCUCAGGGAAGACGACUUACAGAAUUUACAGCUUCUUCAGAAUAAGUGCACUGGGCUGGGCACGCUUGAAGCCCUCAUUUAUGGCCAGAGCUGUCAAUAUCUGAUCACAGAAGAUCAAGACAAUCCCCAAUUUGCUUAUGAUCUGCUGGCGAAAAUCGACUCUGAGUUCAGAAAGAUUGCUUCUCUGGGCACCAUCAUUGUUAGAUACUGCAGUGGGUCUCCUGACUCUUCCAUCAGAGACUUCUUGGAAAGCAUGGGAUGGGUUGUCUUGGUCGGCGGACCGUAA
Molecule: messenger RNA, 702 nt
Organism: Penicillium diatomitis
Lineage: Eukaryota; Fungi; Ascomycota; Eurotiomycetes; Eurotiales; Aspergillaceae
Exons: 1
Coding region: 1-702 (233 amino acids)
Source: RefSeq, a predicted model, not a curated record